CUCUUGAACAACGCCAACGCCCUAUUGACACCAGACUUUGUUAAGGACACCCAGUCUCUGAUCACACAAGUGGCGCCUGUUCUGAAUGAGCUGAAGCCACUCCUCAGCACCCAGACGAUCAAUGAGCUUGAAGGACUUUUGAACAACGCCAACUCCCUGUUGACGCCUGAUUUCGUGAACAAGACGAAGGGCUUGAUCGAUGAAGCUGCACCAAUCCUCUCGGUUGUCCAGCCGCUGUUGACAGCCCAGAGCAUUGGUGAAAUUGGCAGCCUGCUGUCCAAUGCCAACCAGCUGUUGACUCCAGACUUCGUCAAGGACACCAAGGGCUUGAUCACUGCUGUCGGUCCAGUCCUUGAUGAAAUCAAACCGCUUUUGACCCCGCAGACUUUCAGCGAGCUGCAAAGCCUGCUUAACAAUGCCAAUGACCUGUUGACGGCUCAAUUCGUCAAUGAGACGAAGAGCCUGAUCAACGACGCUGGACCAAUCCUGGGUGAGGUCAAGCCAUUGUUGACGACCCAGAACAUCCAGGAUAUUGAAGAUCUCUUGACCAAUGCCCACAACCUCCUGACGCCAGAAUUCGUCAAGGACACCCAGGGAUUGAUCACUGCCGUGGGCCCUGUCCUUGGUGAAGUCGGACCGUUGUUAACGCCAAAGACCCUCGCGGACAUUCAAUACCUCCUGGGCAAUGCAACGAACCUGCUCACGCCCGCUUUCGUCAACGAGACAACAGAUCUUAUCGGCGAAGUAUCCCCAGUGGUCACACCGUCUCUUCUCGCUCAAGUCGGCGACCUUCUGAACAACGCCAAUGGAUUGUUGACGCCGCAAUUCGUUAACGAGACGCAGACAAUUAUUGGUGACGCCGCUGAUCUGUUGCCAUUGUUGGUGAAAGUUUUGGGCUCCCUCUAA
Messenger RNA from Rasamsonia emersonii CBS 393.64, 906 nucleotides. RefSeq lists its product as uncharacterized. The annotation marks the transcript as partial. The transcript has 2 exons. The record is from RefSeq and is a predicted model, not a curated record. NCBI's taxonomy places the organism in Eukaryota, Fungi, Ascomycota, Eurotiomycetes, Eurotiales, Trichocomaceae.